Molecule: messenger RNA, 1857 nt
Organism: Diceros bicornis minor
Lineage: Eukaryota; Metazoa; Chordata; Mammalia; Perissodactyla; Rhinocerotidae
Gene: SH3GLB2
Product: SH3 domain containing GRB2 like, endophilin B2
Biological process (GO): membrane organization
Cellular component (GO): cytoplasm; membrane
Molecular function (GO): protein binding
Source: RefSeq, a predicted model, not a curated record
GGGGGGCUGCCGGGCUGCGCUCGGGCCGGGCGCGGCCGGCCGUGGGCACGCCAUGGACUUCAACAUGAAGAAGCUGGCGUCGGACGCGGGCAUCUUCUUCACCCGGGCCGUGCAGUUCACAGAGGAAAAAUUCGGCCAGGCCGAGAAGACCGAGCUUGAUGCCAACUUUGAAAACCUUUUGGCCCGGGCAGACAGCACCAAGAACUGGACAGAGAAAAUCCUGCGGCAGACGGAGGUGCUCCUGCAGCCCAACCCCAGUGCCCGAGUGGAGGAGUUCCUGUACGAGAAGCUGGACAGGAAGGUGCCCUCGAGGGUCACCAAUGGGGAGCUGCUGGCUCAGUACAUGGCGGAGGCGGCGAGUGAGCUGGGGCCCACCACUCCCUAUGGGAAGACGCUGACCAGGGUGGCAGAAGCCGAGAAGCGCCUGGGAGCCGCAGAGAGGGAUUUCAUCCACACAGCCUCCAUCAACUUCCUCACGCCCCUGCGCAACUUCCUGGAAGGGGACUGGAAGACGAUUUCGAAGGAGAGGCGGCUCCUCCAAAACCGGCGUCUGGACUUGGAUGCCUGCAAAGCGCGGCUGAAGAAGGCCAAGGCCGCAGAAAGCCGUGGGCAGGAUCUCAGCUCAUCCAGGUGUGUGGGGGGGCGCGUCUCGCUCUCACACUCUCACACCUUGCCCUUCCAGGCUGAGCAGGAGCUCCGGGUGGCCCAGACAGAGUUUGACCGGCAGGCCGAAGUGACCCGUCUCCUGCUGGAGGGAAUCAGUAGCACUCACGUGAACCACCUCCGCUGCCUCCAUGAGUUCGUCGAGUCUCAGACAACUUACUAUGCACAGUGCUACCGCCACAUGCUGGACUUACAGAAACAGCUGGGCAGAUUUCCAGGCACCUUCGUGGGCACCACAGAGCCCGCCUCCCCGCCCCUCAGCAGCACCUCGCCCACCACCACCGCGGCCACCAUGCCUGUGGGGCCCUCUGUGGCUGGCCUGGCCCCUGCGGGGGAGGCCGCUCUCUGCCUGGAGGAGGUGGCCCCACCUGCCAGUGGAACCCGGAAGGCCCGGGUACUCUAUGACUACGAGGCAGCUGACAGCAGUGAGCUGGCCCUGCUGGCUGAUGAGCUCAUCACUGUCUACAGCCUGCCUGGCAUGGACCCUGACUGGCUCAUUGGCGAGAGAGGCAACAAAAAGGGCAAGGUCCCUGUCACCUACUUGGAACUACUCAGCUAAGCAGGCCCCCUCCCAGGCGCCUGCCCAUUCUAGCCUGGGCAGAGAGGAUGGGUGCAGCCCUGCCACUUUUCUGUUGGUGACCCAGCUGCUCAGGGUGGGGAGACUAACCCCAUCCUGUCCUUGCCCCUGGUCAUCCAGCUGGGAGGGGGCCUCAGAGGCUAAAUGAUCCCAGCCCCUCCCUCAGCCCUGCUUCUGACCUGGUUCUGGAGCCCCAAGCCUGCCUGCAUCCCCUGAGCAUCCCAGUUCUCCCGGCUCCUGCGCAGGAGGGCGGGGCUGGCCGCAGCAGCUGUUUUUGCCUUGGCCCGGGUAGGGGUCAGCGCCGAUGGCCUGAGGAAGCCCCGGGCUGCGCCCUUGGCAAGAGAGCACCUGCCUUUUAGUUGCCAAAAGCAGCAAAGGGGGGAAGGCAGGCAGGUGUGUGGCCAGGUGCCGUCCCCUCGGGACGAUCUGGAGUGUAGGGGAGCCUGGCCAGAGAGGCGGGGCUGGGCCACGGAGCAGCAUCUCCCCGGCACUGCCCUUUCCCUCCCGCCCCACCGCUCACGCCUGCACCUGUCCACACUCACUUUUUAACUGAUCUUUUUACUCUGCCUGUCUGCUUGCUCUCUAGCCAGUGAUGAAUAAACCAUCCUUCGUGUGCA